AUGACAUAUGUUGCAAUAGUGGGACAUAGUUUUGUAAAACGCCUUGACCGCGCGCUCGAGGGUUCAUUGUCAAACCUAGGAUUUGAUAACAAUCCAAAGGAUAUUGAUGUGCAGUGUAUUGGCAAAAGUGGAGGCAAACGCACAAUAUCUUAUCAGUUACGACUCAUACGGCCGGAUUUGGUUUUGCUACAAAUCGGAGGACAGUUUGGCUCCCCUACAAUCAGCGUUGGUAUAUUCAUCACAUAUUUGAUACCGACAUUAAUUUCAAUUUUGGACUCGAUUGCGGAUUAUUAUGCAUGCGCCAAAGUAGUCAAUGCGCCACCUCCACCUUUCCAUGCUAUUACCAGAGGUCUUGCCACAGAGGGUUUCUUCAGCUUUUUAGCGGGAAGUUUCGGUGUGGGCCAUGCAACUACGACAUACGGUGGAAACAUUGGGAUCAUUGGAGUGACGAAGGUUGGCAGCCUGCGAGUUUUUCAGAUGUUUGGAGUGCAAUUGGUGGUGGUGGCCAUGAUUGCGAAGUUGUCUGCUUGCUUUGUUGCUAUUCCAUAUCCAGUAAUUGGUGGCACCACCUUCAUAAUGACGGGGUCGUUCUUUGGUAUCAUCUUCUCAAACCUCAGCUUUGUAAAUCUUAAUUCAACGCGGAACCUUGUCGUUAUUGGAAUGUCCCUUCUCUGCGGUCUAAUGAUCCCACUUUGGUCGAAGCAAAACAUGGACAAGUUGGAAACAGGUAUACAACAGUUAACUUAUCUAGUGAAAAUUCUGAUGACAAACGCCAGCUUUAUGGGUGGAUUGGCAGCAUGCCUCCUCGAUAACACCUUACCGGGAACGCGCGAGGAUCGAGGGAUACUGGCUUGGAAGAAUGAUUUAAAUGAUGAAGAAACCGAUACCCCAGACUACCAGGAAAACACAGAUACGACAGAAACUUUACAAAAUUGUGAUGGACGAAUUACUCAACUCAUCACUGAAAAAUAUCCUGAUCAAAGAUUACUUAACAUGGACGUAGAUAUGAACCCAUUUCAACUUCGACACUUAGAAUGCCCCAAUAGAUCUGGUGAAUCCAAUGCUAAUUUGACAGAGAAAUAA
Molecule: messenger RNA, 1083 nt
Organism: Ylistrum balloti
Lineage: Eukaryota; Metazoa; Mollusca; Bivalvia; Pectinida; Pectinidae
Product: solute carrier family 23 member 2-like
Exons: 6
Coding region: 1-1083 (360 amino acids)
Biological process (GO): transmembrane transport
Cellular component (GO): membrane
Molecular function (GO): transmembrane transporter activity
Source: RefSeq, a predicted model, not a curated record